UCGGUUACUCAAAGUUUAUUGUGUUUUUAUUCUAUUGUGGUAUUUAUUCCUCGCAAAUUUUAUGUUAUAAAACCAGGAAAAUGUUAAACAAAAUCACAACAAGGACUGAAUAAAAGUUAAGAAAACUUGGCAUUGCCAAAAGCAAUGCUCUUUGGGAGUUGGUUGUAGUUGUAAUCAAAAAGUAAAAAAGAUAUACGGGGCGAGCUACUCGAAUAACAGGCGUGACAAUAUAAUUGGAUAAGGCAAAAUAUAAAACAACAAAGAACAAAAACAUACAAAUACAAGCUACCUUUGGAACGGUUCUUUAGAGCAAUUGAAACAGUUAAAACACCCUAGUUUGUGUGGACCCCUUUUGCGAAGACUGAAACCUUGGGCAAAGUUGCCGCAAACGAGAGAUACAUGACAACAAAAGCCCCCAACAACAUGGAACCCAACGAUGAAGUUGUAGAACGCCAAAAAUUGGUAGAUGUAGAAACUGAAGAAGAUGUUACAAAUAGCGCCCCCAAAUCAGCAACUCCUGCCUCACCAAUGGCCAUGCCCAAAAUUAAUAUUAAGAGUAUAUCAAGUGGUGAUAGCCGCAAUUCAGCAUCAUGUUCUAUAGAGCGUUCCGAAAAAAUCGGUCAUACAUCUGCCAAAGUAACAUACAUCAAUGAAAGACGUCCCCGGCCACAUUUGCAUGGCACUCACGAUGAAAGAUUCGAGUUUAAAUCGCGUCCAAGAAAACUGUUAAAAGAUAGCUUUGAUAAUAGCAUAAAUGACAUUACACACUUAAGUAGUGGCAGUGAUACCCCAAGUGAUGAGAGCACCACGAACAUUGAUGAAGUACUGACGUUGCAAAGUAAACAGCAUACUGCCAUCAUCAACAACAACAACAACAAUGACUAUAACAACAUAUGCACAACAAAUUUAAGUCAACCAUUUGCGGCCUCGAAAAUUGUCUCCUCUGCUGCUGCCUCAGUGGCUAUUGCCACCGGUGCGAAACAUCAUAAUGGCAUCUUUAGCGGCGAAACUGAUGAAGGAGGAGGAGGAGGUGGUGGUGUUGGUAUUGGUGGAGGCAGUGGUCAGCAUCAUAAAAUUAAUAAUAAUAACAACAGCAGCAGUACGAAUAGCAGUGGUGGCGGUGCGCACUAUCAUUCACAUGUUGGUGUCAUUGCUAAUACUCGACGCAAGCCGAGCCUCAGCACUGGCACCGGCACCGGUGUCAGCGUUAGCGCUGGCUAUCCCGGCCUAAUGUCAUCUAUGAACACCAGCAACAAUCUCAGUGAUAAAUUUGAUCAACGUCCCAUUAAACACCAUUCUUUUGUCUCAGAAGUGCCGGAUGUUAAACAUAUGGAGCGUGCCCUGUUAGGAUUAUUGGAUGACUUUCAUUCGGGGAAGCUGAAAGCAUUUGGUUCCGGUUGUACCAUGGACCAAAUGACCAAAAUUCGUGAACAACAGGAAAGCUUGGCCAAAUUGCACUUCGAAUUGGCCGCUUCGGAGGAAGACUCGCUGGAUAAUGGCAACGACUUUAACGCUGCCAAAGCUCAAGAGAAUAUGUUACAACUAAUGCAAAGGCUGGAACAGCUUUCGAUAUCCAUUGAACAACUGCAGACGAGUCAUACUGGACUUUGAGAUUUGCUUCAGGCGGCGUGUAACAACGUAGAUGGCAUGCAUACAGUGAUGACGACAACAACGAUGAGGACUGCAGCAGCAGCAGGUGCAGCUAACAACUCCAAUGAAGGUGCAACACACCCAGAGCAGCCAUCACAAGCGGAGGUUGAUACACGUUUGCUUUUACUAUUGUUGUGAUUUAAUUUUCUAAAAAUCAAACCUAACGGAACAGAACAGAACAACUGUGCAAAUUUAUGGUUCUAUUAUUUGAUUAACAAAAAUUAAGAGAAAACCAAACUUUCUAAAAUAGUGUCUAUUCUCCAAUUAACCAGCACCUCAAAAACAGCAACCCCAUCCUGUUCCCUCUCAAUGUUUUUUUUUUUGUUAUCUUAUGUUUUUUUUAUACUCGUUUGUGUGUAAGUUUAUUGAUUUCCUUUCGUUUUUUCAUUUUUAAUUACCUUGUUUUUUUGUAUGUCCAUCAUUGUCAACAAAUACUUUAUAUGAUAAUUAUUAAGAAAAUAAUAUAUAUAUAUAUAUA
Messenger RNA from Stomoxys calcitrans (stable fly), 2128 nucleotides. RefSeq names its product coiled-coil domain-containing protein 28B. Lineage: Eukaryota; Metazoa; Arthropoda; Insecta; Diptera; Muscidae. The transcript has 6 exons. Bases 400 to 1611 code for a protein of 403 amino acids. The record is from RefSeq and is a predicted model, not a curated record.